This is a messenger RNA of Ectocarpus siliculosus, 4469 nucleotides long. The record is from the annotation of a GenBank genome assembly. Lineage: Eukaryota; Phaeophyceae; Ectocarpales; Ectocarpaceae.
GGCGUACUCUUAUGUUUUGCAUGUCUUAGCGGUUAGACCAUUGACCACGCGUCCUCGAGAGGACGGAACAUUGUUCCCACAGCACCGAUCACCGAUGGCCAAUCGUUCCUUCCUACUUUGUGGGGGGGGGGGGGGGGGGGGGGGGUGUACUCAUAGUCGUCAAACGUUGCGGACGCUUGCGCCUGCCCUGGAAAGCCUGUUCGAUGUGGCUCCCCUGUCUCGUGUCUUGGACAUGGAUGGGGGAGUUGGUGGUGUGCUGGAGGCGAAUGUCAUCAGCAGGGCCACGACGAUCUCUCUCUGUCUGCGAGUUCGCCUCCGCCUCCUAACGGCAGGCCUCCUCCUUCUCCGGGCGGCCGGGGGCACCGCCGAGGAAGCGGCCGCCGCCGCCGCCGCCGCAAAAGAAGGCGGCGCUGGCGCCGGCGCCGGCGGCAGGAGUUACGGCACAAGAGAGAGGCGUUCUUCGGCAACGGGAGGGGGGACGUCGGCUGGGGAAGACUUCCCGGAAGAGGCCUCGAGGCUGUCGCGGCAAGCCAGGAUCAAGCUGCUGCGGCGGGCGUGCGGCACUCUAAAGGAACUCGACGUUCUUGAGGAGGACCUAAAGGCCAGGCGCGGUGGCGGCGGUAAGAGGGGGCCCGGUGCUGCUGCUUCGCUUCCGGGGGGGGCUUUAGAGGCGGAGGGGGAUCGGACCCUCAGGGCCCACAUUGUCGAGACGUGCGUGUCUAUCAUGGACGAGAUGACGAUUCCGAGGGCGUACAUGAUGGCCGGGGGGCACGAGGAGGGGGAGGAGUGGAAGAGGGAGCGCGAGACGGCGGUGAUGGUGGCCGAAGUCGAGCGCAUCGUGCGAGAGGAGAAGGUGAUCCCUAGGCUACUCGAGCGCGCAGCAAGGGCAUCGCGACUGGCGUCGGCAACGGCAGCGGCGAUGGGGUUGGACAUGGAUGUCGACGAGUCAGACGCGGCCGGGGGCGGCGGGAGCGGGAGCGGGGGCCAGGGCAAGGCUAGGGGGCCCGAUGCAGGGGCGGCGACAGCGGAGGGGGUCGAGCUGUUGCAGCUGAUCUACAGCGUCUUCGCCAGCGCGGCGUCGAGAGGCCUCCUCACGAGGACCAUGUUGGAAUCGGGCGUGGUCAGCGCCAUGUCCAACGACCCCAUGCUCGCGCUCGUGCGCCAAGCUUCCGCGGACAAGCAGUGCUCCGUCCCGCGCGGCUACACGAACCAGUCGGAGCUCUCCCCCCACUGGCAGUGCUACCUGCUAGCCCUCCGGACCACGUCCGACCUAACCCGCACCAUCCGCGCCUCCAAAGCUCUAUCGUCGCCGCUGGCGAGCAACGCCAUCGCGGCGAGGUGGACCGCUGUCGUCUCCUCCUCCUCCUCCUCCUCCUCCUCCUCCUCCUCCUCCUCCGCAGGCGGCGUGUCGAGGGAGAGGAUGGGGCCGCGAGAGGCGGAGGCGGGGCUGUCGCAAGUCUUCCGCUUUGUUGACGCGUUCCGAGAGACAAUGGUCGUGGGCUUGUCGCUGGUCGUGUCAGCUCCGCCGACGGGGGGGGGCAGGCUUACCCUAGCGGUCGUGCAGGAGAGCAUGGAUGUGGCGGGCGUGGUGGCUGCGCUGGGGCCGUGGAUGUCGCGAUGGAGGGCGCAGCACCCGGGCACGUCGACGCAGCUGCUUGAGGCGGUGCGGCAGGCCACUCGCACAGCGGCCGUCCUCCUAGUACCAGCCACCGGGCCGCCGGCGACGAAGUCCGCCGCCACCGGCGGCGGCUCGGCGGCAACCGGCCAGACCCCGGUCCGCGGAGGGGGCGGCGGCGGCGGCGGCGGCGGGGGAUGGUCAUCUCCUGUUGCCCGCCGGAGAUCCUUGGAGGAGUUCACGCCGAUGCAGCAGGCAACCCCUACCCCGGCCAGGGGAGCGGUCGGCGGCGGCGCCGCGAUAACGCCUGCCAGGCCUAUUGCGGGGGGCGGGGCCGUAGUAGCGGGAGCCGCCACGUCCGGUGGCGGCGGAGGAACCGGAGGAGGAAUGGCCGACUCGAGGCCGCUGGAGCUCGUCAAGGCCUGCGCGCUGGCCGUCACCGCCGAAGAGAAGGCUGCGCGGGACAAGGGCGGUGGCGGCGUGUCUUCCUCUGACGGCGGGGGGCAGUACCCGUGUGCCAUGACGAUGGCUACUCCGACGCCCGUGCAUCGUGGCGGCGGCGGCGGCGGCGGCGGUGGUGGUGGGGCGUUUGCGCCGCUGAGAGCCGGGGUGGGCGGGGGAGGGGCUGCCGCCGGAGGGCUAGGCUUUUUCGGGAGGGUGGAGGAUGGGAUCACGGCCUUCUUGGUGCUCGCGUUGAGCGUCUUGAGGCGAGUGUCCCCUCAGCCGAAGGACAUGAAAAUCGAGGUCAGGCCUGAGGACCGUGGGAGCAUCGAGGCCCCUGUCGGAGCGUGGAUAGAGUGCAAGUGCCGGGGGGUGCCGCGGCGAGCGGGUAGCGGGGACGCCCAAGGCGCCGGCCAUGGCGGCGGUGGCGGCAAAGGCUCUACUCUCCUCCGGUCGGGCAUGGUCAUCGGUCGCGACAUGCGCGGUCAGGGAUACCUGGCGCGGUUCGAGGCUGCACCGGGCGGCGGUGGCGGUGGCGGUGUGAGCGAGGAGCUUGUCCCGUGGGAGGAUGUCGUCGCCAUAAAGGACCCUGGUGCAGCCAUCCCGAUCUUCAGCUACCAGUCGCUUAACUCCCUUCCUCGCCUGCAGCAGCUGCACUCGCACCCUCCUCACGGCCUGCUCAAGCAAUCGACCGCUGCUGCUGCCUCUGCUGCCGCUGGGGGAGCCGCGGAUGGCAGAGGUGGUGGGGGCGUUGCUAAGGCUGACGAGGGGGGGGGGGUGGUGUUCGAGGGGCUGUACCAGGAGCCGAGCUUGGGUCACCUGGUGGGUCUGGUGCGGUACUACGUGCACCAGAUGGAGACUGUCUCCAAUGAGGAGGACUCGGCUGUCGGAGCCGGCGACAUUGUCUCUAAUGACGAGCGUAACGUCAGGAGGUGGCGCCUCGGCCAGCUAGGGUUCAUCACGGAGACCGCCCUGUGGAUGCUGGUGGUCAACGCCGUGGCUCACGAAGGAAGAGAUGGCUUGGACGGGGAGGCGGCGGGGCUGGCCCCGGCGGAGAGGAGGUCGCUGCACGACGAGCUGUUGGAGCUAUUUGACACGAGGCUUGACGAGCACGCCUCUCUUUGGGAGAACCUGAGCCGCGGAGAGGGCGGGCGAGCCCCCGUGUCCAUCAGCCCCGCCUUCGUAGCACACGUCAAGGGCAUGAUACAGGGCUGGCUGGACCAAGCCAGGGCCAGCAAGAAGGAGAGGGAUGCCACUACCCCCAAGUCUCGGGCCGGCAAGUCUGGGCGGAGGGCGGCCGGUGGCGUUUGGAGCCCCCCCCGGGUCGGCGGGUCGGCGAUGAUGCGCCAGGCCAGCGACAUGAGCGUCUCGAAAACGCCUGCCAUCAACUGAUGGUAAUGUUCUGCCAACCUGACGGUAAUUAAUCUAAAUGCCAACGGUUUGGACGGACAGGCAGCAGCGGCUGGGGUGGGCUUAUCAGCAGGCCAUGGCGUGCGUUUUCUCCAACGAGCCGCCUGCCUUAUUGUUAUUAUUGUCAAGGGUAUUGUAGAGGGGGGGGGGGUUGUAAUCGAUGCUGCUGGCGUUUGUGGUAGUUUCAAAUCGUGUUUUGCGAGACUUGUAGGUGCUGGGGAGGUUGGUUGAGGGGAGUAUGGUGUGAGGCUAACUCCACAAGGAAGCACGGUGCGGCUAGUCUUUCGCCUAUGCCCUCGCGCACGCCGUACGUCAUGGCCUGGUUUGGCAUGACUGGAGAAGCGCAACACAAUGCUCGCGCAGCGGUUUCAUUUCAGUGUUGCUCGGGAACGGGGUUAGGAAUCGCGCGAUUCCAGUGGUGUGGCUAAUGGGAAAUGUCUCUUGGCACACUGAACCAGGCGCCAUGGAUGUGCAAUGAAGUUCAGCGUUGUUUUUUUAUCGAACGAACCGUCCAUGAAGUCGGGUUGAAGGAAAUGUUAUGUCUGGAGUCCCAUCGGAUCGGCACAUUUGCCCGGCGAACGUCUUGCAUUUUUUUCGCUUUCAGGGACAUUUGUUUCGCGCUGUGGUAUGUAUUUGUUUCGACGCCAGCCGAGUCAGAGCACUAUCUUUCAUGCAAGUGCACGCGAUUGGUUUUCGUGGCACUGCACACGGUGGAGUCUGGGUCGGCAUGCUGCCAUUUUCACCACCUACGUCGUCGGUAGAGUUUUCUGUUCCGUGUCCUAGGGCCGAGCGAACAGAACGAACCUUGCCUGUUCUUUUGUGGAAAAUUUCUGGCGAGGUCAUCUUGCCGCCUGUUGGGGCGUUCUCGGCGUGUGGAGGGACGAGAUGAUUUGAUUGCAUUUGCUACAAAUCUUGCGUGUUGCCUAUAGGAGACAGCAGUAGGGUCAGGAGCAAAGGCGGCAAGAAUACAGGUUGCGUUUUUCAUGAUCCCGUCUGCUCUACC